Messenger RNA from Stegodyphus dumicola, 3591 nucleotides. RefSeq lists its product as uncharacterized. NCBI's taxonomy places the organism in Eukaryota, Metazoa, Arthropoda, Arachnida, Araneae, Eresidae. The record is from RefSeq and is a predicted model, not a curated record.
CAAACAUGGCGCUUACGGACUCGAAAUUAAGUGGGAAUGGUUUUCUGCUGCCUUAGUAUUUGAUGGUCGUGCUCUAGCAAUUGUAGUUUUCAAGUGUGAUUGAUUUUGUUGAAAAAAAUGAGUUGUGCAUUACUGAGGGUAGAGGAUGUCUGAUGUGGACCGCGAGAGACUCGCGGUGCCUCCAGCUCAUAGUGUUUUCUCUCAACAUACUAACACCGGUAGUUAUAGUGGCACGAGCAUUGCUGGCACUUCUGCUGCACCUCCGUUUGCACCACGUCCCCAUUAUGGGCAACAAGUUCGGCAGCAGCAUCAACAAAGAUUGCACAGCACUGCUGCUUCUAGUCGAAGUGGAGCAACUUCUGCCCAUACAGAUCGCAUUCCACCAUCAGCAGUUUCAGGAGCAUCAUCUGCUUCCUCUACAGAAUGCAAUAUCCACGAAGUUUGCUACUAUUUCCAACAAGCAAUUUUUAUAUUGGCCAUCAUGACAGGAGUUGCGCUCGUCAUAGCGGGCGCUGUCAUGCAUGUUCAAAAUGGAGAGCUUCUGGUGCUUGUGUACAUAGGUGUCCUUCUUGGUGCUGUCAACACUGUGUUACUGACAAUACAGUGCUGUGUCCGGCGCAAACAAAAGAAACGUUCAAGGGCAUACCGUGCCACUCGUCCUCCUCAGGGACCUCCUUCAUCUGCGCCUUCUAGUGCUGUUGUUCGUUAUGAUCCUCUCAGUAAUCCUCUGCUUUCAACCACUCAGACUGUACCUUCUGCUGAAGUCCAACAGUAUCAUUAUAAGCACUACCACAUACAUUCGCAGAAUGUAGCACAAACUCCUUUUCAAGAUUUCCCAGUGCAACAAGGGGUUUUUGCACAAUCGCCUACUGAAUCUUCUCAGACUCGCUUUCAUCAUGGGGUGCCAUACCAUAGGUCAGGAUCAAUGGUUAUGCAUCAUAGACAUGCCAAAGGAAUGUAUCAAAAGUCUCCUCCACUGGGACAAGUGCACAGACCUCUCCUCAAUACAUUAGGACCCCAAAAAGCAAAUGUAAGAUCUGAAAUGUGUCCCCAAGAGCCGACUGCACCUCCUCCAAGUUACGAAGACCUACUGCGUACUGGCCGCCUGACACAAGAUGGCACGACAGUUCAUUUGAUCUGAAGUUCAUUCCAGCAGGUUCUGUUUUUCAUAAACAUAUCAGAAUCAUUCCCUGAUAAGCUCAGAUUGUACAUGUUAUAGCUUUUUAUUAUUAUUAUUGUAGGUAAUGUAUUAUAAUUUUAAGUCAUUGUGAAUGUUCCAGUGUAUUUUUUAAACUAUCAUCAUGACCUUGUAUAUUUCUAAAGUGGACAAGUAUUGUGCUUGAUGUUUAAUCAUUCAUAAGAUACUUUUUUGUGGUAAUUUUAAAAUAUGCCCAAUUCUGUUUUUCCACAAUAGCUAUCUCUUAAAAAACUGUGCAAAGGUAUUAGUUUGCAAUAAAUUUGAUUUAGAAGUGAAAAUAAUUGCAUUAAAAGAUUAGAUCCAACUGAAUUGGAAAUAAAAAUCCUUAAUUAAUUCUUAACUUCGCUUUUAACCAGCUUGAUUUUAAAUCAUUUUUAUUACUUGAAUUCAGUUUUCUGACAAUAGAAAUUUUUGCCUCUUAAUUUGGAAUUUUUGCAAGAUUUGUGUACUGGUGACCAAUGAAAAAGUCCACAAUGGUGUACUAACUAAUUCUUUUCUGUAAUAAUUGAGGACAGUACAGAUGAUUUUACAUUCUGUAGCUUAAAUAAACAUUUGUUACUUAGCUUGAAGCCAUUUUGGAUAUUGAACUAAAAUGAAUUGGAAACCAAAAUUGUAGUUUUUAAUUUUUGCGAUUUGUGUGCAUUUUUUCAGGGUAAUCUCUUAGCUGUAAUCGGAAGUGUACAAAUUGAAUACAAAAUAUAUUUUUUUACAGACUUCUAAAUGUAUGCAUACAUACAUAAUUAUUAAGGAAAAUGUCUGUAAUUCAAGAAUGUAAAAAUAUUAGUAAAGACAUGACUUACAUGUUAUGCAUAUUAAAUUUUAUUCAUUCUCACUUUCUGGCAUGUCAUUUUAUGCAGUUCCCCAUCUUUUACAUUAGCAACUAUUUUUAUCAGUUCUACAUUCAAUCAGCAGCUUAAAUUUACUUUCUAAAUGUAUUUGAUCUAACAAAUUAAUACUUUCAAGUAAGACUUUUUUUUUUAUUACUGCAUUAAAAAUAACAUAUAUAUUUUAUGGUGCUGCACAACUUUAACUAAAAAUAAUAUAUAUAUUGUAUAAUGUAUAUAUACAAUUCCACUCUACUAUAACUAGAAGCUCUUAGAGCUAUAGACCUUUCUUUAAAGUAUGGUAAAUCAAAUCAGAUGGAGGUUUAAAGUAAACCUUUUUUUUAUUUACUUGACUUCCUGACAGUUAUACAAACUAUCCAAUCAUAUGAAACCUGCUACUGAUGAGUAAACAUUGUAAAAAUGUUCCAGUCAAAUUUAAAUGGUAAAUAUAAGCAACUUGUGCUAUUGGCUGAGGUCUUCUGAAUUUCACAAAGCAACUGCAGCUAGUGAAGCUGCUCAGUAAUGUAAUUUUCAUCCUUGUGGGUGAAAGUACAGCAAAAUGGUAAGCUAGCCAGUAAAUAAUGUAAAACCUUAAGUGUGAUUUAUAUACUUUUGUGACAUUUUGUUAAUGAAAUGCACAUCUUCAUUAAACAAUCCUUAUUUUGAUUUUUCUUCCUAAGAGAUAUGACCUGUUUUUCAAGUGAAAUUAUGUAUCCAAACAAAUUUAAUACUGAAAGAAUCUUCAGAAUUGUCUUGAAUAACUUCUGCUUCUUUAUUACUAAUACUUUUGUCACUUCUAAAAUUGAUCCAGUCAUGAUCAUCAUCUCAUCUCUCUGCCUCCAUUAUGAAUUAAAAUAAUUCUGCCUGGACACUCCUAGAAUAAAAAAUCUCGCUUUUAAGUUUCAAAAAAAUGUAUAUGAACAUUGGGCAGUAAUAUAUGAGUAUUUAUAUAACAUCAAGUAUGCAUGUAAAAUAUACUUAAAUAACCUGUAUAAAAAGAACAAAAUGUUAAAGCAAAAUCGAAAAAUUUCUGGAAUGAACAGUAAACAUUCUUGCAUGUGUACAGUUACAAGCUGAGGAAACAAGUAGUUACUGUAUGGCUAUUUUUAUGAUAAGCUCUCCCAUAAAAAUACUGAAAAUAUUUUGGGAUCUUUGUACUCUAAUUCUCAAUAGGGUUAAAGUAGAAAUUUGAUAAACCAGUAAGCCUCCAAUUCUCUAACAAACUGUGGUACAAUUUGCAUGAGAAUUAAAAACUAUAGAAAAAUGUAACUUUAAAGUUGUACAGUCAAAAGUCGUUAAUUCGGACACCCAUAAUCCGGACCUCAAAGCUACAAACUUUCUGCGCAUGCGUUGCGUUCACGCAUGCGCACAGGCGUUUAGGAGUGCACGUAAGACCCUUACGGCCGCAAAUAUGUUUGUGUGCAUGCGCGUGUAAUGUGUAACAGAGGUAAGCUAAAAUUAUCUAAUUCAGUUAAUGUUGCAGAUUGCGUUGUUCCUUAAUCUACGAAUUGGAUCCGGCUUAUUAGUUUUUGCAGACUGUUAGAGCAAUUUCAUAAAAGUAAGCUUGAA